AUGGCGCGGCCGUCCGCCUCGCCGCCGCGCAGCGGCCCGGCAGUCGAGACGCCGCCGCCCAUCGAGUCGCUCGCCGACAUCGUCUCGGCCCAGCACGCGUCCGGCGGCGGCAGCUGGGGGCGGCAGUCUGCAUCCGCGGCCUUUGCGGGCGCCGUCGACGACGCGGUGCCGCAUCGCGACGAGAGCCGCUGGUCCGGCUUCCACCUCUGGCGCAACGAGCAGCAGCAGCAGCAGCAGCAAGAGCAGCAGCAGCAGACGCAGACGCAGCGCGCCGCAAGCGCCUCGCUGACGGACACCGAGGUUGGCGCCAGCGACGUCACUGCGCGGCCCACGCAGCACGUGUCCUCUCCCGCGCAGACGACAUGGAGCGCCUGGGCACGCAGCCUGCCCAGCCGCCUGGUAGGCGCCGCAACGCGCCAGAGCCGUGCACGAAGGCCGAGCAGCAGUGUGGAGCCGCCGAGCAGCGUGGCCGCGGCCACCAGCGAGGAGGAGGGGCGCAUGUCGCAGAUGCAGUUCAUCGUGCUCACCGCGGCCAUUGCUGGCGCGCAGAUGGCGUGGUGCCUCGAGCUCGCCUACGGAACGCCUUAUCUGGUCUCUCUCGGCCUCUCCAAGUCCGCAACCAGCUUGGUCUGGCUAGCGGGCCCAGCGAGCGGCAUGGUAGCGCAGCCUCUCGUCGGCUCCCUCUCGGACCGCUCGACGUCUCGCUACCGCCGCCGCGCCUACAUCGUCGUCUCGACGGCCCUCGUGGCGCUCUCCACUCUCGUCGUCGCCUUUUCGGGCCCGCUGGCUUCUUUCAUCGUCGAUGCAGUGGGCAAUGGGCUCGGCGACUGGGACCCGGAGCGGCAGGAGGCCCUCGGACACGUCGACCGUGCGCUUGCCAUCUCCGGCUUCUGGGCGCUGGAUCUGGCGCUCAACGCACUGCAGGCCUCUGCGCGCGCCUUGAUCCUCGACACUGCGCCCGCAGCUCAGCAGACGCUGGCGAAUGCAUGGCAGGGACGCAUGACGGCGCUCGGCAACGUCAUUGGCUACUCGAUCGGCUAUGCCGACCUGGGCCGCCAGCCGUGGCUGCGCUGGAUCGGCGGCGGCCAGUUCCGCAAGCUGGCGCUCAUCGCGCUCCUCGGCAUGGCGCUGGGCGUCGGCAUUACCUGCGCCGGCACGCCCGAGAAGCAAAUCGCAGAGAGCUCGGCGUCGCGCCAGGGCGGCGUCCUCGCCGAGCUGCGGCGCAGCGUACGCGACAUCUGGCAUGCCAUUGUGCGUCUGCCUCGGCCCGUGCGCAGAGUCUGCGCCACGCAGAUGUUUGCGUUCAUGGGCUGGUUCCCCAUGCUCUUCUACGCCUCGAGCUACAUUGCCGAGAUCCACGCGUACGACCAUCUGCAGGCGCACGCGCAGCCGCAGAUUGGCGACAAGGAUGCAGAGCGCGGCAGCUUGGCAUUGCUGCUGUACGCCCUCGUGGCACUCGCCGCGGGCAUGCUGCUGCCUUACGCUGCGCUGGCUGCGGGCUCGCAUCGGCCCAAGCUUCUCGGCCCAAACGAUCAGCUGCGCGCAUCGCCGCACGGCGAAGACGGCGAGCAAGAGGCCGGCACGCCCCGCAUCAGUCUCUCGCGCACGCAGCGGCUGGCACGAGGCUUGCGCGAGGGCAUGACGCUGCGGUCCAUCUGGACGGCGUCGCUGGUGCUGCUCGCCGCACUGAUGGCCGGCACGCUGCUGCCUCUGCGCACCAAGGCGGCCACUGCACUCAUCGCCGCCGUCGGCAUCAGCUGGGCGGUCGCAAGCUGGGUGCCGUUUGCUCUGGUGAUGGAGUUCGCCAAGGAGGCGGAGCAAGGCUCGAGCCCAUUCGAGUUCGAGACGGAUUGGCACGGCCCAGCACGCGUCGCUCAGCGGCGAGAAAGCAUGCUGGCAGCCGAGCGCAGCGCCGCACGAGAACAGCUCAACGCCGCGCUGGGCGACUGUGCUCCGCUUCGAGGCGGCGAGAACGAGCCUGCAGUGAACGGCGGGACGUUCCUGGCGCGUGGCACCGAGGUGGUGGAGGAUGGUGCCGCGCCUGGCGAUGGAGAAGGCGGCCUCGGCGGCACGAUCCUCGGCAUCCACAACCUCGCCAUCGUCCUGCCUCAGUUCGUCGUCGCCAUCGUCGGUGCGCUCAUCUUCCGCGCAGCAGACGCCGCAGCUGGCGGCGAGGCAGGCGACGUGCCGCGCCCCGAGCAUAGAGGCACGGCGUGGGUGCUGCGCUAUGGCGGCGUCAUGGCGCUCGUUGCUGCACUCCUCACGCGCUAUGUCCCCCUCACGCAAACGGAGCGAGAGCGACGAGGAAAACGCGUAGGGCCGCACUUUGAUGACGAAGUGGGGUCAGAUGAAGGCGCAGUGGAAUGA
Molecule: messenger RNA, 2367 nt
Organism: Tilletiopsis washingtonensis
Lineage: Eukaryota; Fungi; Basidiomycota; Exobasidiomycetes; Entylomatales
Product: MFS general substrate transporter
Exons: 2
Coding region: 1-2367 (788 amino acids)
Cellular component (GO): membrane
Molecular function (GO): sucrose:proton symporter activity
Source: RefSeq, a predicted model, not a curated record